Penicillium manginii is the source of this 666-nucleotide messenger RNA. Its product is annotated as GNAT family N-acetyltransferase. The transcript has a single exon. NCBI's taxonomy places the organism in Eukaryota, Fungi, Ascomycota, Eurotiomycetes, Eurotiales, Aspergillaceae. Gene Ontology annotation, molecular function: acyltransferase activity, transferring groups other than amino-acyl groups. The record is from RefSeq and is a predicted model, not a curated record. The coding region runs from base 1 to 666 and encodes 221 amino acids.
AUGCCACCGCCAUCCCACCAACUCAAAAUAUGUGCCGUACAAAUCCGCCCGGCCCAAGAUCCUGAUCUGCCCCAGAUUCGCGCCAUCAAUGCCCACUACAUUCUCCACACGGCACUCACAUUCGCGGAGACUCCGCCUCCGCACGAAACAUACCGUGCCAAGUUUACCGAUCUAGUCGCACGUGGACUACCGUACCUCGUUGCCGUGGCCGAGGACUCGGCCAAUGACGAGCUCUUCCCACGAGCCCGAACUGGUAAUCAACAAGUUGUGUUGGGCUACGCUUAUCUCUCGCCUUUCCGCGGCCAUCUGACUGCGUAUGCGCCGACUGUGGAGUUGAGUUUGUUCUUGCAUCCAGCCUAUCAUUCCCAGGGGAUUGGAACAAAACUACUUGCGGAGAUUGUGACGCUUUUGCGGGAAAGAAAUAUCCACCACGUCGCUAUCGCUGAUGAAAGCGCCUCUGGGUCUGGCGAUUUUGGCAAUAAUUGCCCUAAAUCGCAGACCAUACCUCCUACGGUCACGGUGGAAAAUAUAGUUGCUGUUAUGGCGGUGGAUCCGGAGGGCAAGGAUCAAGGUGAGGCGCUACGCAGGUGGUAUAUUAAACGUGGAUUCCAGGAGUGUGGAGGACUCUCCAGAGUUGGAUUUAAACGGGGCCAUUGGUACAUUUAA